Monodelphis domestica (gray short-tailed opossum) is the source of this 1812-nucleotide messenger RNA. RefSeq names its product clusterin like 1 (gene CLUL1). Gene Ontology annotation, molecular function: misfolded protein binding. The record is from RefSeq and is a predicted model, not a curated record. Gene Ontology annotation, cellular component: nucleus. NCBI's taxonomy places the organism in Eukaryota, Metazoa, Chordata, Mammalia, Didelphimorphia, Didelphidae.
AUGAAGCCUCUAAUACUGAUGUUUACUGUGCAUCUGUUAUGGCUGAAAGGCUGUCAGGGUGCACCUACUUCGAAAGACACAGCUGAUAUUGGUGAAAACCUAAAGAGCUUGUCUGUGGUUGGAGAGAAAUAUGUAGAUGAAGAAGUGAAGAAAGCUUUGAUGGGCAUUAAGCAGAUGAAAAUCAUGAUGGAGAGAAGUGAAGUAAAACAUAAAGAGCUCAUGAAAACCCUGAAGAAAAGCAGUAAAGAAAAACAGGAGGCCUUCCAACUUAUGAAUGAAGUCAAAGAAAGACUGGAAGAGGAGGAAAGGCAAUGCCAAGUGUCUUUGACAGAUUUAUGGGAUGAAUGCAAGUCUUGUCUGAAAAGUAGCUGCAUGAGAUUUUAUACAACCUGCCAACCAAGUUGGUCCACUGUGAUAAAUAAGAUUGAAAGCUUUUUCAAGAAAAUACCUCAGUUAAUUUUUCCUUUUCAUGAGGAUGAAGCAAAAGCACUUCCUGUCAUUGGAAAGCCAGAUAAGGAAGAUGCUCAACUCUCCCAGAUGGAGGGUGCAUUCAGCCAACUGUCCAUGGAUGUGAACACACUAUUCAACAGGAGCACUGAUGUCUUCAAACAGAUAUGUCAAGAAUUUGACCAGGCUUUUCAAACAUAUUUCAUCUCAGACCCAGACUUAACAAAGCCCUAUUUCCUACCAUCUUUUUCAGAGACAACCCCCCAAAAUACAAGUCUUCUAAAAAGCUGGGAGAUACCUAAUUUCUUGCAGCUAUUUUUUGAUUUCAGCAAAUCAGUUUUCAUAGGUAUUAGUGAAAUGAUUACUGAAAUGCUAAAAGGAAUGAGGGAUUUACCAGAACAAGUAAAAGAGUUGAACAAAGGAGGCAUGUUUUCGAAGAUUUUCCCUGGACACGACAGAGCACCAUGUAAAGAGCUUGGCCAGAAUUUGUCUGGAUGUUUAGAAUUCCAUGAAAGGUGCCAAAAAUGUAAAGAAAACCUCUUGCAAGACUGCCCUGAUGUCCCCGAGUUGCACUUGAAGUUUGAUGAAGCCUUUCAGUUGUUUAACAUCUCUGAGCAGCAAUAUAAUCAGAUUUUCCAGAUAACCCAGCAUCACAUGGAAGACAUGACCUCCAUGAUGUGGAAGAUGAGGGAGAAGUUUGGAUGGGUGACUGAGCUUGCUCACAGAACUCUAGGAUCAGAAAAUAUCUUCAGUAUUAUAAAGGUAGCUCCAAGAAUUGGUGAAGGAAAGACUUCUAAUCCAAAUAACACUCUGGUAGAAGUGACCAUCCUAACUUCACCUGCUUUCAUCAUCAAAGUCCCUCAGGAUGUAAGCAUGGACAACUCCAACUUCAUUGAGUAUGUGGUUGGGAAGGCUUUACAGUAUUACAAGCAACAUGUUUAAGCCUGGUGAGAUGAUCUGCUGAUGCAUCUUACAUCGAGGAUCUGGAUAGGACCUUCGUCUGAGGUCCCUGAAUUGUGAAAUAGACAAGGUCGAUGACAUGAAUGAGCUAAAAAUGUAGUUUAUGAAGGUAAACAGUAGCUUUAAAUGCUAUAUAACACUGAGAAUUCAAUAAUUUUCCAUUAUAGUUUUAUACAAAAUGAGCUUUAAUCUUAAAAAAAUAAAGGAAUUGUAUAGAUGCCCUUCAUUUAAGUCCUCUGUGUAUCAAAUAAGUGAAGAUCUAGUCCUUGAAAUGGCUGUUUUGCUACUAUGUUGUUUUCUCAUCAAUAAAGAGGGUUUUCCUUCUAUUCAGAUUUUAUACUUAUAGUAUUUGUUGACUUUUAAAAUACUGCUUUGUAACUGACACUGUAGUAUUUUCUUUUAACA